AUGGCUAUUAACCCAACAACACUAGGAGUCGGGCCACCAUCAAUAUCUCCUCCUCGGAUUUCCUUGACUAGCGAUGUUCAAAUCUCUACAGAUAACAGCAAGGGGAAGGAAAAGACCAAUCCCCGUAAACCAUGGGCAGACGAACCUUGGCCACUCAUCGAACCUCUAUCUCGGACCCAGCGCAUAACACACCCAGCACACCAUAUAGCCGACGAAAUAUGCCAUACACACAAUGCCAUGCUGCGCGGCCUCAAUGCGCUAUACCUACAAGCGCCAUUCGUUCGCAAUCCCGUCGAUAUAUCCGACUUCCUAUUCCUAGCUCAGGUGUGGAGUGGUUGGGUGCUUGAUUAUCACGAGUUAAAGGAGAGCGUCAUGAUACCGGAUUUCGAAGCGGUACUAGGGUUAGAAAGGGGUGCUUUGGGAGGAAGGGAAGAUGAUUCCAGCGCAAGGAAUAUAGACGAAGCUGUGGUGGAAGGUGGUUUCAAUGAUGAUACGGAUGGUAACAACGCAGAAGAAGCAGGAGAAGACGAAGAGACAGAAACCCAACCUCAGCUUUGGGAGCUCCCAAUACUACUUCAAAACUUCCACUCCUACGCCGUCGAAACACACACUGAACCAUUAACAUACUCACCAUCGACUCUCCGCGCGCUGCUGGCUACACUCGCCUCGGUCCUAGUCCCCCAUCUACACAACCAAAUCGGAACGUUCCUACAAAUGGAAGAACUCUCCUCCAUACCACCCACCACCUCCCCGUUCCCAUCCCUCCCAUCUCUACCACCAUCUCCCGCGCCAUCACAACCCUCAACCAUAAACACAACCUCAACACCCCCCUCUAUAACCCCCUCCGCGCAUUCCAAAUCCACCGGCUCGACAACAGCAAAAACAACAGCACCAGCCAUCCCACCCGCACCCCCUUCCCGUCCCCCUCCACCUCCACCCCCACCCCCCUUCCAAACCACCCCAACAACCCCCAAACACGUCUCAACCCCCUCCCCCCACGCCACCUCGCUAACCCAAAUCCACCUCUCCGCCGAAUCCGCCUUCAACGCGCAAAUAGACAGAUACACGAUCCCGCCCAUGUCGAUCCGACUACGCGACAUCGCCCACGACGGGGGCGGGCGAAAGCUGUCGGUCCCGGCGAUCCACGCCAUCGCCGAUAGGCUGAGCGCGAGACAUGCUGGUGCGUGGAGGUUCCUGCCUUGCGAUGUCUGGGGACGGAGGAUGGGGUUGGGGUUUCUUGGGGAGGGGGAGGGGGAGGAAGGAUAG
This is a messenger RNA of Annulohypoxylon maeteangense, 1266 nucleotides long. RefSeq lists its product as uncharacterized. NCBI's taxonomy places the organism in Eukaryota, Fungi, Ascomycota, Sordariomycetes, Xylariales, Hypoxylaceae. Bases 1 to 1266 code for a protein of 421 amino acids. The record is from RefSeq and is a predicted model, not a curated record. The transcript has 2 exons.